Molecule: messenger RNA, 2487 nt
Organism: Oncorhynchus kisutch (coho salmon)
Lineage: Eukaryota; Metazoa; Chordata; Actinopteri; Salmoniformes; Salmonidae
Product: trichohyalin-like
Exons: 2
Coding region: 61-2154 (697 amino acids)
Source: RefSeq, a predicted model, not a curated record
AUCCAGAAGAAGAGGAAAAAGAAGAGGCUAAAUGAGAAGGGAACCCAGGUUGAACUAGGCAUGCGGGAGGAUAUCCAUGACCUUGACCUCGCCCAUUGGAGAUUGGCUAGAGAGACAUGGAGAACUGAGCGAGGAAACAUGAGGGAGAUUAAGGCGCUGUAUGGAGAAAUAUUUAGGCUGCACCAACUCUUGGCGGAGAUUGGGGUGGAUAAAGGGGUGAUCAAGCAGCGCUCCACCUCCUCCAUUAUUUGUCCCGUCUCCCCGACACUGCCAGCUUUCCCCUGGUACAACCACCACAGGUACCUCGCCAACAGCCAAUCGGAGCCUGACCAGCAUGCUGCCGGCACCCAGAAGGACCCACCUAAGAAACACUCAAUCUUUCCCCCUCUGGACACACAGAACUGCAACUCCCCUGAUAAAUGGCCUCAUUCUCCGUCCAAGACGUCACACCCACACGCUUCACACCGAUUUGCUGUCCCAUCCCACCUCCUGGCUUCCGGCCCUCCUGCCCGGAUGAGACAGACCCAUCCGCAGGUCCACCCCAGGUCCCCAUUGACUGGCCAGGCAAAGGUCAAGGAUGAGGUUAAGAGGCCAGAGACUGCAUCGUCUGAGGAAUUGUCUGAGGAAGUUCAACGGAGAGGAGCAGAAAUUGCAAGCAUGUAUAAAGCACAGCUGAAAGAGAGGAUGGCCCAAAAGAGAAAGGAAGAGAUUCUGAAGAAAAUGGCAAACGGCGAUGACAAGAACGAUGACACUGAGGCCUCCUGCUUCUCUGCAGUAAAACGAUCUAAUACCCCUGCCACAGCCCCCGAGCGUCCGGCCAGCCCAGAGGCCACGCCAGUGGCCGCCCGAGAGGACACUCAGGGGGACACCCAGCAGGACCUGGCAGAGGUUGUGAAUGUGCUCAAGAGGCAAUCAUCUGAUCUAUACCUGCCUGACGACGUUUGUGAGGAGUCACUCACAUGGAAAUCCAUUUACGAGGAGCUGUGCCCGCUCGCUCACAGAGUGAACACAGAAGCUGACUACAUCAAGGCGCUCCGCGUCAUCACUGAGAAUGCUGUGACUCCCUCGUGCUCGUCUGAGCAUGAUGUGUCUCAGAGUGUGAGUGAGGACACAAGUCAGGAGGGGAGUAGUGAAAGUGAGGAGAGCAUGAGUGGACAACAGCAGAGAUGUCUACACAGGGAUCCUUAUGGUAAGAGGGACAGGAAGGAGAUUGAUAGUGGUAAAAUGGAAGGGAGAUUUGCAACCGCCAAUGCAAUGUCUAUGAUGGCGAGCCGAGGGAUAGAAGAACUUAAUGCCAUGAGCUACGCAGACAGGAUCAAAUAUUUCAAGUAUGAGGCUAAGAGAAAUGAAGAGAUGAUGAAGAUUGAAAGGAGGAAGGAAAAAGCCAGGGACGAAGAGCUCAAAAAGUGGGAAAAGAGGCAGAAGAAAUUGAAUGAGGAGGAAAGGAAAAGGACAGAAAAUAUGGAAAAAAACAAGUUAGAGGAGCAGAGGAAAAGGGAGAAGGCAGAGAUGAAACUAAAGAUCGAACAUGAGAAAAAGAGACAAGAGCAAGAGAAAAAGCGAGAGAAAAAAGAAAGAAAGCAGCAGGAGAUGCAACAGAAGGCCCGUGCAAAAGAAGAGAAAAAGAGGGCAGAGGAAGAGAAAAAGAUGGAGAAACAGAGGAUGGAGGAGGAGAGGAACAGGGAAAAGGAGAGAAUGAAGGUGUUGGAGAUGCAGCAAAAGGCACGAGAGAAAGAAGGGAAGAGGAGGAAAGAGGAACAGAAAAGGAGAUUGAAGAUACAGCAGGAACAAGAGAAGGAGGAACAGAAAAGGCAGACAAGGAUACGGGACGAGGAUAAGAAGAGAGCAGAUCUUCAAAGAAUAAAAGAUCACGAGGCCAGGUUCAAGAUGGAGAUGGAGAAACUGUAUGAGAGAGAAGAGAGGAAUGCACAGAUUGAAAGAGAAAAGAGACGUGCGCUGUGUCAGAAAAAAGGACAGACACAGAGAGCAAAACAGGUGGUGGCAUACGAGGUCACAGCGUCUACAUCUGACGCCUCUGUGCGGAGGGAAGAGAGGGAGCAGCGUCCAGAGACCGCUCACACACAGUCUGCAAAGAGGAGAACAAGGAAGAAGCAGAAGAAAGCGGCGGACGAGGCAUCGACAACUUUUCAGUAGAUGACAAAAGAAAGGCAGCAGACAAAAGAAAUGUACAAGUCAAUGCUCCUAGGUAUGUUGAUAGAUGUAAAUAAUCAACAAAUGAGUUUUUUUUAAAGAGUAAAAACAAUCAAAAAAAUGAGAAAAUAAGCAAAAGGAGGAACAAAUUAUAAGGAAGCCAGGCAUGAGGGUGAAGAGGAGGAAACAUGAGAGAGGAGGAAGAGAGACCAGAGUGGUUUAUCAGGAGGGAAGUAGGAGAUAUAGAAUUCAAGUUCUGAUGGACAGAAUCAGGAAGGACCAUGGGAUAAAAGGUCAAUGAGAUUAGCAGUAAAGAAGAGCUGAGUGGAUCAAAAG